GAAUUGAAUUGAAAUUCAACUCGAAUUGAGUUAAUUAUGACAAAAGUCGAUGUAAUGUAAGAUUGCAUGCAAUGAGACGGCAUCUGACGGCCAGUCAUUCAGGCAUUCAAAGCAUUCACUAAAACAUUGGUUUCAUUUGUUUUCAUUUUACAUCUCAUUCAUCGCAUUCCUCAUUGACAAAUGGUUAGAGUAUUCGAGACCGAAGAAGACGGCAAAUCGGACGGGAAGUCCUGUUCGGUGAUCCGCGAAGAUCUCAAACAUUGCAUCUUAAGCACCGAUUGUGUCAGAAUUAAUCGUAAGACUCCGCGCGAAUGUCUUCGAGAAAGAGAUCCGUCGGUUCCCGAAGAAUGCUUUCAAUUGACUCAUCUGUUGUUUGAAUGCAAACGAAGUUUGGUAUGAGUUUUGCUAUUCAUUUGA
Molecule: messenger RNA, 417 nt
Organism: Medioppia subpectinata
Lineage: Eukaryota; Metazoa; Arthropoda; Arachnida; Sarcoptiformes; Oppiidae
Source: the annotation of a GenBank genome assembly